Messenger RNA from Podarcis muralis (Common wall lizard), 4094 nucleotides. RefSeq names its product ring finger protein 41 (gene RNF41). The record is from RefSeq and is a predicted model, not a curated record. Gene Ontology annotation, cellular component: plasma membrane signaling receptor complex. Gene Ontology annotation, biological process: protein ubiquitination; regulation of canonical NF-kappaB signal transduction. NCBI's taxonomy places the organism in Eukaryota, Metazoa, Chordata, Lepidosauria, Squamata, Lacertidae. Gene Ontology annotation, molecular function: zinc ion binding; ubiquitin protein ligase activity.
GUUGGGGGGGAAAAAAAGAGAAGAAAAUAGAAGGGAAAUUCGGGGUUGCGGAGCGACGGCGGGUUCCGAGCGGGGCCUAGCGGGUGCUUGAAGCGGGUGCAGGUGGCGGAGAGCGAGCCUGGUCUCGCGUAUGCGGCGGGGUGACGUUGGAGGGCGGGCGUGUGUUUGUUUCUGAGAUCAUGGCUGCAGAGAAGAACAACAACUUAGUCUGAAUGAGGAAGAGCAGGAAGAAGAUGGGCCACUGUGAUAUACUCUUUGAAAAGAGCAAUCGAAAGUCAUCUUUGUCUUAUUGCUGUUCAGGAAGGAAUUCUUCUACAGAAGCAGUGCAUAACUUACUACAAGAGGCAAAUUAAACUGGUGAUCAUGCUGCUAAAUUGAUAAUGUGGACUCCUCAUGUCAUCUGCUUUCUGGUUUUGGGGUUUUGGCAUCGGUGAUGAGAAAUGGGGUAUGAUGUAGCUCGUUUUCAAGGGGAUGUUGAUGAAGAUCUUAUAUGUCCCAUCUGCAGCGGGGUCUUGGAGGAGCCAGUGCAGGCUCCUCAUUGCGAACACGCCUUCUGCAAUGCCUGCAUCACCCAGUGGUUCUCCCAACAACAGACUUGCCCCGUGGACCGAAGUGUGGUGACCGUGGCUCACUUGCGGCCUGUUCCUCGGAUCAUGCGUAAUAUGCUAUCUAAGCUGCAGAUCACAUGUGACAACGCUGUUUUUGGUUGUACCGCUGUAGUGCGACUUGACAACCUGAUGUCUCACCUCAACGACUGUGAACACAAUCCAAAGCGGCCUGUGACUUGUGAGCAGGGAUGCGGCUUGGAAAUGCCCAAAGAUGAGUUACCGAAUCACAACUGCAUCAAACACUUGCGGUCAGUGGUGCAGCAGCAACAGACAAGGAUAGCUGAGUUGGAAAAGACUUCAGCAGAACAUAAGCACCAGCUAGCGGAGCAGAAACGUGACAUUCAGUUGUUGAAAGCAUAUAUGCGAGCGAUACGUAGUGUCAAUCCCAACCUGCAGAAUUUGGAGGAAACUAUUGAAUAUAAUGAAAUCCUAGAGUGGGUGAACUCCUUGCAGCCAGCCCGAGUGACUCGGUGGGGCGGUAUGAUUUCUACACCAGACGCCGUACUUCAGGCUGUCAUCAAGCGCUCAUUGGUGGAGAGCGGCUGCCCCACAUCCAUCAUCAACGAGCUGAUUGAAAACGCCCACGAACGGAACUGGCCCCAGGGCCUGGCCACGCUAGAAACCCGCCAGAUGAACCGGCGCUAUUAUGAAAACUAUGUGGCCAAACGCAUUCCGGGCAAGCAGGCUGUGGUGGUGAUGGCCUGUGAGAAUCAGCACAUGGGUGAGGAGAUGGUGCUGGAGCCAGGCCUGGUUAUGAUAUUUGCACACGGAGUGGAGGAAAUCUAAAGACUUAGCAGAGAUGAUGAACGAAUGUGCUUGAGAGAGAAAUAUACCGUGUCCAAGCUGACUGAUCUUGCCCCGCUGUGCCGUGUCAGGGCAUUAUUUCUCUCUGUUGAUUAACACACCACUUCCUAAUUAUACUGGGCAGGUGCCCAGCAACUUAUGCAAGAUGCCGUGCUGCAUUUUCCCCACCCCACCCCACCCCCUUGUGAUAAUCCCACUCCGGUUUGAUGUUGGCGCAGGUUUCCAAAUGUCUUCAUAAAAGCACAAGAAACUCCUCUGUGCUCCGGUGAGUGGGCUUCUGCCGUAAACGUCUUUAGAGAAGUCUUCAAUCUCCUGACAUGAGUGCAUUGGCCCAGAUGACUUGGUUUCUCUUCAAAGCAUCUCUGUGCAGGCAGGGCACACGCUUUCCCCAUCUUGGCCCCAUAGCAUCUGACUUUCACACAGUACCUUUAAGGCACAACUUGGCAGCCUUAUUUUGGGGUGGAUGGACAAGGAUGGGGUACACAAGAAGGCAGAUGCCAAACUGGGAGUAAUGCCAAAUAAAAUAUACAUACCAGUAGUGAUGUCUUUGGCAUACAAAGUGUUAUGGAGCCAAAAAGCCGACAGGACAAUUUCUGCAACUUCCUUGAGAUGCGUGGCCUUACGUUGCACAGAAGACAACCCUUCCUUUUCAGAUAGGGCCUGGUUUUCAACAGAAUUAGCAUUUUUAGCAAUGUGCUGUUGCUGCUGCUGCUGCUGCUGGUGCAGAAUUAAAUGCACAUCUCCUCGCAGAACCCAGAUGUCAUCUUCCUCCUCGUACUCUCAAAGUGCCGCUGGUGAGGUCAGGUUCUGUGCUGACUUCAGUCCUUUAUCAUAGGAUGCAAGCCUCCAAGCAGAUGCUCUGCUCAGUUUGAACAGAACCAGACUCCUCUGAAUUGUGUGUGUGCCAUUUAAGGUUGUCUCAACUUCGUGACCUUGCAAAGAAAAUGGGGAAAAAAUUGAAAUUAACCUGGAUGAAACUGUCUUGUCAUUGUACGUUGGCUGUUUUGAUAAAUCUGUGUUUUGUUUUGUUUUUGACAUCUCGAUGAUUGUGUCCAGUAUUUUUUUUGUACUACUUUUGCCUUUAUAUGUUUCCCUUAUUUUAUUUUUUAAAUACAGUGGUCAGGAAUGUCUUCAGGUCCAAGUUUAGUUUACCUGUUAAAUUUAAUUUAUUUGCAACCGUUUUUUACAGCCGCUUUCUUUUUGUGUGUGUUGCUUUGAAUAUUUCUUCCUUGCGUUUAAGCAUUUGUGCUGGAGUUGGUGGGACAAGGAAUAAAAACAUCAAUAAAAGAGCAGUUGGACCUUGCUCUGUAUCUAAACACUGACAGUACCAUCCCUUCUGAACAGCUUUCACUUUGUUAAGACUCCCUGAAUAUCCUCAUCUGAGCAGAAACUUUGAACCAAGGUUUAAUUCCCUUUCUUGUGCUAUUGCUGCCUGAAAUGGUUGCUGUUAAUAUUUCACAUAAGGGAUUUGCAACAGUAGAUGACCAUAGCUGCUGCCUUCAGCAUAGAGUUUGGACCACUUUGCAAGCAGUUACCAUCUGCAAAUGUUUGGGACAGAAAGAACUCCUGGAUACUAUCAACAGGAAUGAUGGCUGCUUGAGGAAUGUUUCCUCUCCUGCCGCACUGUAAAUGGAUGCAAUGGAAUACAUCAUCUAAGAAGUUUUUCCCCAGUCCUGUAUUAUAGUAAGUGGCCUGGUUCUUCAUGGUGAUCCUAUGGUGGAGAAUCAGCGUAUAUUGGGAAUGUGGUUUUCACAGCAAUUGAUAGCCUACAACCAUUGCUCUUUUUGUGGAAAGUGGGGUGGGGUGGGAGAAAGGAUAGAAGAGUAUAGGAAGACACGAUUCUUAAACCCCUUCAAAAAUAAUCUCCAUCCCUCUUGUGGAACUUCAAUCAUUCCUAUGAAUAAAGUGCAUGAAUAACGCAGCUUAGCUUUUGUUUAUGAUCUUGAAUAUUCACCAAGCAGAUGCUGUUUCCGGUUUCAUUCUGUGGGAAAUGCUUGUGCUUUGGAGAUACUUAAGUCUGCAGCAAUCAAUCUGUUCGUGGCCUUUGCUUUUUCACAGACCUGUUCAUUAGCUGCUCUCCAGCUCUGCCGUGUCCUCCGUUUUCCUCCUCCUUCCAGUUUUUCUCCUUUGUUGGCACACUGCUUAUGCUCUGCUCCCAAGUAGAACUUUGCUUCAGAAACCGAGCCUGUUACCAUUUCCUAUGGUGUUUCAGCUUUUACAACUGUUAACUGUAUGAGCUGCUACUUAAAAGUAACUUUACAGUUCAUUUCUUCGUACUUCAAUUUUGUAAGUGAUGAUUUAAAAACACCUGGAAUGUGCUUCAAAAGUCAGAUCAGUUUUAGGGAUGGAAUGGGUUGUGCUCGUAUACAUGUCAGUGAUAAAUGACAUGUUUAGAAAGGGGAAUAUGCUGGUUGGAAGUAAUUUCUAACUCUGUCCCUGUUGCUCAGGAAUUGAAAAAGCUGCUAAAUCCAACCUAAUAACUGUAUCUUGAGCGAAACUGACUUCACUGUUUUCUCCUAACACAUCUUGUUUACCUCCCCUCGAUGUCCUGCUGUCACUCUUGUGCUCUGAAACGUACCAUAGAGUUUGUUAUGUCUCCUGGCAGUACGCAAGUUGCUGAUCACAUUUUGUGUUUUGCUGUUCAAUUGUGUUGACUGCACUAAUAAAUUGCCUUUUUCCUGA